AUGAGACGAGUGUUUACGCAUUGGUCUGGCCGGGACGACCGUCUGCCGGACAAGGCGAAGAAGGCCCAGCAGGCGAAGAAUGGUGAAAGAGGGGAAUGGCAACCGGCAGAAAGCUCUCUCUUCUUGCUCUCUAAUUGCUGUCAAUCAGCAUUUCCUGCGGUCAGCAUGGUCGUCUGCACGACCGGUGCUGGGCCCGCCAGCCGCAUGGCAUUCAAUGAGGAUCCGGCCGGCAACAUUUGUGCCCCAUACGAGGCGGGUCAUGAUUAG
This is a messenger RNA of Protopolystoma xenopodis, 267 nucleotides long. The record is from the annotation of a GenBank genome assembly. NCBI's taxonomy places the organism in Eukaryota, Metazoa, Platyhelminthes, Monogenea, Polystomatidea, Polystomatidae.